Molecule: messenger RNA, 2674 nt
Organism: Telopea speciosissima
Lineage: Eukaryota; Viridiplantae; Streptophyta; Magnoliopsida; Proteales; Proteaceae
Product: conserved oligomeric Golgi complex subunit 7
Exons: 10
Coding region: 117-2639 (840 amino acids)
Biological process (GO): Golgi organization; retrograde vesicle-mediated transport, Golgi to endoplasmic reticulum; intracellular protein transport
Cellular component (GO): COG complex
Source: RefSeq, a predicted model, not a curated record
UGAGUCCUCCGGCAAUUGCAGUUACUGGAUCACUCCAUAGUUUCUCAUGUUGAAUUCCUAAUUGGCGAAGUCUUGAGUUGUGAGUCGUAAUUCGCAAUUCGAGGGAGUUGGGAAAGAUGAUGGUCGAUCUGGGAGCAUUCUCUGAGGAGAAAUUCGAUGCGAAGAAAUGGAUUAAUGCGGCGAGCCAAACCAGGCAUCCUCAGGAUCCAGUGGAGAAGCACUUAGCGGAUCUUGAGAUGAAGUUGCAGAUGAUGUCCGAAGAGAUCGCUGAGUCUCUCGAGGAGCAGAGCAGCGGUGCUCUUCUUCGAGUACCCCGUGCUGGCCGCGAUGUCAUUCGCCUCCGUGAUGACGCCAUUUCUCUCCGCAAUUCCGUCUCCGGCAUCCUUCUCAAGCUCAGAAAGGCAGAGGGCUCCUCAGCUGAAUCUAUAGCUGCACUUGCAAAAGUCGAUACAGUCAAGCAGAGAAUGGAAGCUGCAUAUGAGACACUACAGGAUGCUGCUGGAUUGACUCAAUUAAGUGCUAGUGUGGAAGAUGUGUUUGCCAGUGGCGAUCUUCCUCGUGCUGCUGAAACUUUGGCUAAUAUGAGACACUGUUUAUCUGCUGUUGGUGAGGUUGCCGAGUUCGCUAAUGUUAGAAAGCAGCUUGAAGUCUUGGAGGAUAGGCUAGAAGGAAUGGUUCAGCCUCGUCUUUAUGACGCUUUAUCCAAUCGCAAGGUUGAUGCUGUUCAAAAUUUACGGAAAAUCCUCAUUCGAAUUGGAAGGUUCAAGUCCUUAGAACUGCAUUAUACAAAAGUUCACCUAAAGCCAAUAAAACAACUCUGGGAAGAUUUUGACUCCAGGCAGCGAUCUAAUAAGCUCGCAAGCGAAAAGCAUGAUGGCGAAAGGCUACCUAGUAUUAAUGACUCAUCAGCUAGGUUGCCCCCUCUUUCUUUUCCCAGUUGGUUGCCGAGUUUCUACGAUGAAGUACUGCUCUACCUUGAACAAGAAUGGAAAUGGUGUAUGACUGCAUUUCCUGAUGAUUAUAGAGCACUUGUCCCAAAGCUACUGAUUGAGACAAUGGCGACUUUAAAUGCAAGCUUUGUUUCUCGCAUCAACCUUGCAACUGGAGAUGUUGUUCCUGAGACAAGGACAUUGGCUAAAGGUAUACUGGAUAUCUUGCCCGGAGAUAUGCCAAAAGGUACUAAGAUUCAGACUAAGCAUCUUGAGGCACUGAUUGAACUGCACAAUAUGACUGGUGCUUUUGCGAGGAAUAUCCAGCACUUGUUUUCGGAAUCUGAUCUUCAGGUUUUAUUGGACACACUGAAGGCUGUCUAUUCUCCUUAUGAAUCAUAUAAACAGAGGUAUGGGCAAAUGGAGCGUGCGAUUCUUUCUGCUGAAAUUGCAGCAAUAGAUCUUAGAGGGGCUGUUGCUCGUGGUGUGGGUGCCCAAGGAAUUGAACUCAGUGAAACAGUUCGAAGAAUGGAGGAAUCCAUUCCACAGGUCAUUGUGCUUCUUGAAGCAGCCAUAGAGAGGUGCAUCAGCUUUACGGGAGGUUCUGAGGCAGAUGAGCUUAUUCUUGCACUUGAUGAUAUCAUGUUGCAGUAUAUUUCUGUGCUGCAAGAAACACUAAAAUCCUUGAGAGCUGUAUGUGGAGUAGAUAUUACCAGUGAUGGUGUUGGACUAAAGAAGGAAAUGGGAUCUGACAGAAAAGAAGGAAUUCACAACUCACGUAAAGUUGAGGCAGUCUCAGAUGAGGAGGAGUGGUCCAUUGUUCAAGGAGCAUUGCAGAUUCUUACUGUUGCAGACUGUCUAACAAGCAGAUCCUCUGUCUUUGAAGCUUCCCUAAGAGCUACUCUUGCCCGGCUCAGCACAAGUUUAUCCCUUUCUGUAUUUGGUUCAAAAGCAGACCAGAAACAAUCACUUGUGGCUAGUGAUGGUGAAAAUGGGGAAUUAUCUAUGGUGGGAAAGGCAUCUCUGGAUGUGGCAGCUUUGCGGCUUAUUAAUGUUCCUGAGAAAUCUAGGAGACUCUUUAACCUAUUAGAUCAGUCGAAAGAUCCCCGGUUUCAUGCACUUCCACUUGCAUCUCAGAGAGUUGCAGCUUUUGCAGAUACUGUUAAUGAACUCGUCUAUGAUGUCCUCAUAUCUAAAGUAAGGCAACGCUUGAGCGAUGUGUCCAGGUUGCCAAUAUGGUCUUCAGUAGAGGAGCCUAGUGCUUUCCCUCUCCCAAGCUUCAGUGUCUACCCUCAGUCAUAUGUGACCGGUGUUGGAGAAUACCUUCUUACUCUACCUCAACAAUUGGAGCCACUAGCCGAAGGAAUCUCUAGCAGUGACGCCAACACUGAUGAAGCCCAGUUCUUUGCGACCGAAUGGAUGUUCAAGGUUGCCGAGGGUGCCACUGCACUUUACACGGAGCAAUUACGAGGGAUUCAGUACAUAACUGAUCGUGGAGCCCAACAGCUAUCAGCCGAUAUUGAGUAUCUGAGUAAUGUGCUGUCAGCUCUGUCAAUGCCAAUUCCUCAAUUCCUAUCUACUUAUCAUUCCUGCCUCUCAACCCCAAGAGACCAGCUCCGGGAUCUCUUGAAAUCAGAUGCAGCAAACCAGCUUGAUCUUCCAACUGCACAACUUGUGUGCAAGAUUCGGCGUGUGACUCUAGAUCAGUGAUUAAUCAUUCAUUUUUUCAUGAUAUGCAGUCAUGG